Messenger RNA from Spirodela intermedia, 1233 nucleotides. The record is from the annotation of a GenBank genome assembly. Lineage: Eukaryota; Viridiplantae; Streptophyta; Magnoliopsida; Alismatales; Araceae.
AUGGCUUCCUAUCAGCCGCUGUCGCCGUCUCUCCGCUCGUCCGCCCUCGUGGAGAAGAAGAAACUGGGUCCUGAAGCUUCUCCCCACCUGAGCCAUGGAGGUCAUCCCGCCGGCGCCACCGCCUCUCCUCCGGAGAAAUUCGCCGGGUCCCUCGAGGUCCACGUCUACCGGGCUCGAGAUAUUCACAACAUCUGCAUCUACCACAAGCAGGACGUCUACGCCAAGGUCUGCCUGACAAGCGACCCUGCAAGUUCCGUCUCCAGCAAGAUCAUCAAUGGCGGGGGACAGAAUCCAGUCUUCGACGACAGGCUCCAUCUCGACGUCAGCUGUACGGCUGACACUUCCCUCAAGUGCGAGAUCUGGAUGCUGAGCAGGGUCAAGAACUAUCUCGAGGACCAGCUCCUGGGCUUCGCCCUGGUUCCCCUGUCGGAGAUCGUCGGGAGCGGGGCGCUGGCCGGGGAGUUUCCUCUGUCGUCGACUGAUCUCUUCCACUCCCCUGCGGGGUUCGUCCAGCUCUCUAUCUCAUUUUCAGGCUCCUCGCCGAAGCCCAUCGCCACUCCCCCGCCACCGCUGCCUGCCGUGAUUGCCGAGAGCGCUCUGCCGGACUCCGGCGACGGCGAUUCCAUCCCCUGCGAAUACGAGAAGAUCGAAUUCCCCGACCUGGAGAUUGUGGACGAGAAUAAGCGGAUGGUCUCUGAAAUCUUCGGCAUCUCCUGCGACAAGAUCGAGUCGGAGAGCUCGGUGACCCCGGAUUCCGACGCCGGAAUUCGAUUGAUGGAGAUCUUCCUGUCGGAGAGCUAUGCCUCCGGCGGCGCUGCGAAGACCGGCGACUACCCUUCCUGCAGCACCUCCAUCAAUGGGUCUCGAUCUUUAUCCGAGUCGUCUGUGACCGCAGGGUCUCCAAACCGGGAAGACAAGAUCGCCGAGGUGGAGUCCUCUGCUGGGCCGCCGGCCGCCGCGGCCAUCGCGCCGCCGAUGAUCAGAAUCGAGAUCGCCCCAGAGCCGAGCGUCGUCCAGCAGGAGAUCGUGGACAUGUACAUGAAGAGCAUGCAGCAGUUCACAGAGUCCCUGGCGAACAUGAAGUUGCCCAUGGAUCUGGACAGCAACGGCCGCGGCGGCGGCGGCGGCAAGGUCGGCGAGGAGAAGGCGAACGUUGCAGGCGCGGAGGAGAAAUCGCGUGCACCAAAGGAGGCUGCUUCUAGGGUUUUUUACGGGAGCGGGGCGUUCUUCUGA